Messenger RNA from Rattus norvegicus (Norway rat), 18045 nucleotides. RefSeq names its product DS cell adhesion molecule (gene Dscam). Gene Ontology annotation, biological process: positive regulation of axon extension involved in axon guidance. The record is from RefSeq and is a predicted model, not a curated record. Lineage: Eukaryota; Metazoa; Chordata; Mammalia; Rodentia; Muridae. Gene Ontology annotation, cellular component: dendrite; plasma membrane; synapse.
UUUUAUUUUAUUUCUUUUUUUAUUUUUUAUUGGAUUUUUUAUUUACAUUUCAAAUGUUAUUCCCUCUCCCAGUUUCCCACCCUUAAACCCCCUAUCCCAUCCCCCCUCCCUUCUUCCAUGAGGUUGUUCACCCACCUAACCACCCACUCCUUUCUACCCCCCCGGCCCUGACAUUCUCCUACACUAGUGGUUCCAGUCUUUGCAGACCAAAGGCUUCUUCUCCCAUCAGUGUCCAGCAAGGUCAUCCACUGCUACAUAUGCAGCUGGAGUCUUGGGUCUGUCCAUGUGUAUUCCUUGGAUGGAGGUUUAGUCCCUGGAAGCCCUGGUUGGUGGUAUUGUUGUUCUUAUAGGGUUGCAAAAACCCUUCAGCUCCUUCAAUCCUUUCUCUAACUCCUCCAUUGGGGACCCUGUUUUCAGUUCAGUGGUUGGCUGCUAGCAUUCGCCUCUGUGUUUGUCAGGCUCUGACUGAGCCUCUCUCAGGAGAUGGCUAUAUCAGGCUCCUGUCAGCAUGUACAUCUUGGCAUCAGCAAUAUUGUCUGGGUUUGGUGGUUAUGUGGGUCCCCAGGUGGAACAGAUUCUGGAUGGUCAUUCCUUCAGUCUCUGCUCCAAACUUGGUCUCCCCCUCUUAUGAAUAGUUUUGUCCCUCCUUCUAAGAAGGACUGAGGCAUCCACACUUUGGUCAUCCUUAUUCUUCUGCUUCAUGUGAUCUGUGGAUUGUAUCAGGUAAUUUGAGCUUUUGGACUAAUAUCCACUUAUCAGUGAAUGUGUACCGUGUGUGUGUUUUUUGUUUUUGGAGAUUUUUUUGUGAUUGUGUUAUCUUACUCGGGAUGAUAUUUCCUAGUUCCAUCCAUUUGCCUAUGAGUUUCAUGAAGUCAUUGUUUUAAUAGCUGAGUAGUACUCCAUUGUGUAAAUGUACCACAUUUUCUGUAUCAAUUCCUCUGUUGAAGUACAUCUGGAUUUUUUCUAGCUUCUGGCUAUUAUAAAUAGGACUGCUAUGAACAUAGUGGAGCAUGUGUCUUUGUUGUAUGUUGGAGCAUCUUUUGGCUAUAUUCCCAGGAGUGGUAUAGCUGGGUCCUCAGAUAGUACUAUGUCCAAUUUCCUGAGGAACCUCCAGACUGAUUUCCAGAGUGAUUGUACCAGCUUGCAAUCCCACAAACAAUGGAGGAGUGUUCCUCUUUCUCCACAUCCUCACCAGUAUCUGUCACCAGAGUUUUUGAUCUUAGCCAUUCUGACUGGUGUGAAAUGGAAUCUCAGGGUUGUUUUGAUUUUCAUUUCCCUGAUGACUAAGGAUAUUGAACAUUUCUUGUUUUUUUAUUCAUAUAUGAUAUAUAUUAUAUACAAAGAGAUGUGUUGAGAAGCAAUAUAGAACUCAAUAGUGUACUUUGAACAUGUAUGCUUACAUGUUCUUGUGUGUGUGUGCUAGUACGUGGUGGGUAUGUACACACACGAGUACAUGCAUUUGUGGAGGCCAAAGUUCAAUGUCGAGUGUUAUAUUACACAUAUUCUGUGAGGUAGAAUCUCUCAAUGAAUCUGGGACUCAUUAGUUUAGUCAAACUAGCUGGCCAGUGAACCCUCAGAACCCUCCUGCCUCUACUUCCUCAGCACUGAGCUCACAAGUGCAUGGUACCCUUAGCUUCUUCACAUAGGUGCUGAAAACCAGCUCGGGUCCUUGCACUUCAGUGCAAACUCUUUGCCAAUCUCCCCCUGAGUCAUUGGCCCAGCCAGCAUAAGCAGACAUGUUUAGAAUACAAUUUGGUUCUUCCACGCACAGGUGCUUUUUCAUUCCAUGUAUUUGAUACAUCAUAAUUUUUAAUAAUAUUAUUAGUUGUGUGUGUAUGUGAGAGAGAGACAGAGAGAGAGAGAGAGACAGAGACAGAGACAGAGACAGAGACAGAGACAGAGAGACAGAGGAGAUGAUUGGGGGUACAUGUGCCAUGGUCUAUUUGGAGGUCAGAUGACAACUAUAGGAAAUCAGUUCUUUCUACCAUGAGUUCCAGAUACUGGAUUCAGAUGGUCAGUCUUCCGUGGAAGUGCUUUUUACCUGCUGAGUCAUCUCAGACUCUCUGUCUCUCUCUUCUCUCUCUCUCUCUCUCUCUCUCUCUCUCUCUCUCUCUCUCUGUGUGUGUGUUUAUGUGUGUGUGUUUAUAUCUGUGUGUGUCUAUGUGUGUCUGUGUCUGUGUGUGUUUGUGUGUCUACUGUAAGUGAGAGGACACUUCAGAAUUCAUCCCCAGGAGCAAUUCCACUCUUUGAGAAAGCUCUGUCCAUGAUAUGAUGCUAAUUAGACUAGAUUAGAUGGCCAUCAAGCUCCAGCUGUUCCUCUGUCUCAACCUCCCCAGCACUGGGGUGACAAGCAUAUGCAUCAUGCCUGCCUGUCCACUUACGUGGGACACAAAGAGAAAAUCAUGUGAACACACCCAAAAGCAAGAAGAAAGGCUUUCUCCUAUGAUGGAAGGUCUACCACAAACACACAGGCAUGUGUAUGAGUUUUAAAUAUAGUUCUGAGUGUUUCUUGAACAAGUGUCCUCUUGUCUAGACAACUUCUUUAAAUGCCUAUAAACACUUGUGUUGUAUGAGCUUCAGAGUUCCGAUGAUCACUGACAAGCUAUAGUGAAUGACCUUCCAAAUAAACUGUGCACAUACAUGUAAUCAAUUUCAUAGGAUAAAAUUCAGCCAAUGGACCUAAUGAUACAAAGAUAAAGAUGUUGCUCUGUAUUAUGGGCAUGUGUGUAUGUCCACAUUAUGUGUUUGGUGUAUACAUAUAUGUAUGCACAUAUGUAAAUAUAGGUGUGCAUAGAGGUAAAAGUCUGAGACCAAUCCUUGGUCUCUCACCACUAGUUAUUGAGUCAGGAACGGCAACCAAGGUUGCUCUAUGGUUUUCAUACACAUGUGCAUGUAAACACACACACAUGCAUGCACACGCACGCACACACACACAACACACACAAGAAUAGAGAGAAUAGUACUGUGGGCGUUCUUCAUAAGAAGCCAAUGUUAUCUAAUGGUCACAAGUAUAAUGAAGCCUGUUUCAGUUUUUUUCCUGCCCCAGUCUUGUGUAUGUAGGAUCAUAUGUAUGGCCUAGUAUGUGUGAGGUCAUACAUGUAAGUUGUAUGAGUACGAUCAUAUUGUGGGAUCAUAUGUUUGGUCUUGCACAUGUGGGUUGUAGGUAUGGGAUAAUGUCCUGUUAACCUUCAUAUGGAAGGAUACUGGAGCAGUAAGGAGAAAGGGGCAUUGCUUCUAGUGCCUUACUCAGAAAUCUCCUGGCUGUUUAGCUUGAGACCAAGUAUCUGGGGUGACCUAAGUCUCGGGGUUCUGAAGCUCACUCAUGCAUGAAUGACCAGUAGUUGAAAGCUGCAUGGGUCCCAGCAUGCACAACUCAGCAGUGCUCAUUUUCCCCUCGAUCUUCCUAGCAGGUUUAUGCUUCAUUUAGAGCUGUCAAUACCUCAAUUAGAGCCUGCUCACUUCCCUUGGGAGAACAGUUAUACAUGUAGCGUCACAGGCCUCCGACACCUAAAUCACCACCCCCUCCCCGCUGAGAACACCAGGUCAUAAAAUACCUCCUCAUUUACAGCAGUGUUUGCUGACUAGCCCAGCAUCCUCUGUCUUCCUUUCAGAGGCCACAAUUGACAGACAGGAGGCAUUGGAGAGAUGCUCCUGGCUGGUUAGAUUUCUCUGCCAGGACACCAGACAUAUGCAGCUGGGCUUCUGGAUUUACAUAUAGUGCAAGGAAGAGCAUUGGCAUGUGUAUGCAUGCAUGCAUGCAUGUCUACAUGUCACAUACAAGUUCCUCCUGGCAUUUAUUUAAAACCUAGGACACAACCCCCAUCCUGUGGCACCACAAAUACUGCUUGUACUGUGGUACUUGAGCAGAAUUCCCCUCUCACAUGAUGUCCUGCUCAGCAGGCUGAGCUCUCUGUUCUUUCCAAGGCUGUGCUUUCUCCUCUGAAGACACAUCCAUGCUAUCUUGUGUCUCCACAGACACCCAGCUAAGGGUCCUCUCAUAAAACCUAUAAAAUCUGGCAAGCUCAAAGAGGUGUGUAAGAACUUCGAGAUUCCCCAGCUUUAAAACACUGCUAAACAAGAAAUCUAUAGCCAUGUAUUCAUUUUUCAAACACAUGCUGCAAAAAAAUCGCACUUUGUCUUGGGUUUUGUAUAAAAUUGGGGAGGAAGACUUUAUGAUAAUUCAGGUGGAAAGUAUGUGGUGAUGCCCUGCCGGCCUUGCAAGGGACCUGACAGCUAUUUCCAGAAAGACUGAUGCUGUGGGUUAAGUGGAGACUAUCUGAGGAAGACACCCAAGGCCAACCUCUGGCCUCUUCAUGCUACCUCAUUCGCCCACAUGUUAAUACACAAACACGCAUAAACACAAGCUACACUACAGUUUUAAACCCGCCUGGUUUCCCUAAAGCCAUCACCUUCAUGUGGCUUUUGUUUUACCUUAGAGUCUGUGCUUGUUUGUCAUAGAAUAGUGUAUAAUAGAGGUGAGAAAAGCAAUUGGAGACAUAGGUCUCAGCUGAAGGAGCUAUGGCUAAAAUCACCAACUUUUCAGACUGGAAGGAUUCCCUGGUGUCUGCGUGGCAGGGGUAGGGAACAGUGGCCUUGUGCUCAUUUGACAGAUGAGGAGGAGCAGCAUCAGAGGCUUGUGAGGAAGCUGGCUCCUGUGCUGGUCUGAUCCAGGCUCUGGCCUCCAUGGUGAAGGGGAGAACAGGCCUAGGUAGUGACCAUCCUGCUUCACCAAGUACAGUAGCAGCAGAGGAUUUCUUGGAAUUUCUUGGGCACGGGGCAUGCAGAAUGCACAUCUCUAGAAAGUCCUCAGGUAAUGUGUAAUACUACACAGGUCAGAGUUUCUCCUAGAAAACUGAGUUCUUAAACAAAAAGUAGUGCACAUGCCUGAGGAUCUGAACAUUUUUACAGCCAUCUUCUAAAGAUGCAUAGCCAUAUAAAUUUGUAGAUAUUCACAGAUGAUGACUAGAAACUCCUCUCUAACUACACGUGGGCAACUCAUGAAUAAAAGAUGAUACUUCACCCACAACAGUGCUCAGAGUUGGAAGUGGUCAAAAUCUGAAGACUAGGGUAGGGAAUAUGUCUGAGUAGUCAAAGUGCUUACCAUGCAAGCCUGAAGACUACGUACGGUUCAGGUCCUCAACACCCAUGUAAACAGCAGGCGAGUGUGGCAUUCAGCUUGCUGGUGUGGAGACAGGAGAUCCUGAAAGCAAGCUGGUUAGAUACACUAGCUAAGUCGGCAGUCUCCAAGUUCACUGGGAGAUUCUGCCCAAACACAAAAGGUGUACACUAGUUAAGAAAAACAGCAGACAUCAUCAUCUGGCCUUCACAGACACGUAUAUGCAUGCACCUACAUAUAUGUGAACAGACAUACGUAUGUGCUCAUCCCACACACAGAUACACAUAAGCACCACCACGUCCAAAAAAGCCACAUUAAGCUAAAAUCGCAAUAAACAAACUGUAGAAUACUCACCUCGUGCAAGGAAAUAUUCAAUGGAAAAACAACACUGGGCACUGUUUGUUAAAACAUGCUGUAGAUACACAAACACACAAACACACACACACACAUACAAACAUACAAUAAACACAAACACACAAACACACACAUACACACAUACACACAUACACACAUAAACACACAUACACACACAUACAUAAACACACACACAUAAACACAUAUACAAACACACAUAAACACACACAUACAUACACCCAUAAACACACACAAAACACAUACACGUGUACACACACGCAUACACACAUAUACACACAUACACACACAUACAUAAACACACACAUAAACACAUAUACAAACACACAUAAACACACACAUACAUACACGCACACACACAUACACAUGCACACAACAUAAAAUGAAAAGGCAAGGCACAGAAGAAUGCAGAAGUGUGGUAUUAUUUUAUAGACAAUUCAGAACCAGGCAAGGCUACACUGAGGUGUUCAUGAAUUCACACACAGGUGGGGAAAGGUGCUUAACUGCCUCUAUGUCCUGAAGAGUGGGCCUAGCAGAGCCUCGUUCUCUGAAUCAUCAAAAGGAGGGCAUGUUGGUGCCUAUUUCCUAGAGUUGCCAUAAAGGCUAAAAGCUUGUAAAGCUGUGAGCAUAGGCAUCAGCCAUCACCAUCGCAACGCUCGUGGAGUCUGUCCAUAAAGGCACUCAGUAAACAAUGACACAAAGAUGAAUGCCAAACACAAACACACCAGCACCCAUGCCAGUGAAUAGGAGCAUAGGCUUAAUGAAAACAUUCUGGAGAAUGACACAGAGAGAGCCCAAAUGUGACUUUAAAAUGUGAAGACACUUCUGAAAUUUAACAAAUGCACAAAGUUUAUCAACUCAAAGGCAGGAAGGAUAGAAGAUCUUGUCUUCGUGGACAAGAGUCUGCAGGUGAAGGAAGCCCCUGGGAUACCUGAGAGAUGCUAUAUUCUGCCAUGAGGGAGCCCCUCACUGAGCUCCAGGGUAUCCCGGGCCAGGCUCCCAGGCACUGAAACAGUAAAGACGUGUGGUAUAGAGCACCAGCCAGUGCUUUUAAUGAGGGUGACUAUCCACCCUCCACAACGAACGGCACGUUCAUGAGAAGCACCUGCUCAAAAGCCAGAUCACAGCCCGGGGCCCAACGAUUCGCUGUGUCCAUCCCCAAGUCACCUGGAAACUGCUGGCUCUGUUUCCAUGGAAACUGCUUGCUUUCUGAAAACUGUAUCAGAAUACUUGAUGAGGACGAAAGUAGCUGAGAGAAAAUCCAUUUCCAAGCUCAAUGCGGGUCGGCAGCAGCCUGACAUCUCUCUCCCUCACGGUCCUUCGGUAGGCGGCCAGAGCAUCCUAGUGACAUCGUAGCACCUCCUCUGCAGCCAGUGAUGGAAGGCCAUUCCCAAAAUGGAGGUCAUCGACAUUCUACGAUCUCAUCUGGGAGGCAGAAGCCACUGACUGCUUCAGCCAUACCCAUGGUCACAUGGUCUGGUGGCUCUGGAGGCGGUGGGAGGGAGUGCCACAGGAGUGCGAAUUCCAGGACAGCCAUUGUCUAUGAGACUGAUUAAAGCACUACCCAUGACCUUCUUCUAAUCAAUAUCCUAGCCCCUACUGCAUAAAGCCAUGGUUUUUGACAAUUUUUCCACCUGCCUCUUUACUGUCACUUCAGCAGGCGGUACAGGUCUAUUUACUUAUCUAUUUUCUCCUCGAAGUAUUAGUGAGUCUUUCUAUUAGGCACAAACAGAGUAUCUACAUACAUAACCAGAUUGGGAAAGGGGAAAAAAUUAUCAGGACAAAGUGGUUUGUCCCAUCUCCUUGUGAAUGGGAGGGGAAGAAAAAACAUUUUAAUGUAUCUUGGUUAAUAUUCAUGCUUGUCAUGCAAAAUAAAUCAGAUUUCUUCUAAUAACAGAUGAGAAGCAACUUCAGAGUGGAUCUGAUAUGAAGCCUAAGCACUCUGUGUCAUUGCCCUGACAGGUUUAAUCAUGUCAGCCAGCCUGGCCCCAAUGCCAGGAAGUGAAGAGACUGUCCUUCCUAAAGCCUAGCAUCAAAUACAACACUCUCUAGCUUGGAAACGCGAACUUGAUUAAUGGUUAUAAUCAAAGUAAUUUCAUUAUGUAAGUAUAAUAACCCAGCUGAGAAGAUAUUUCAGUGUGGCUAGGAACUUAUUAGUUCCUGGCAGGAAAAACCAUUUUCUUUAUAGGGAUUAGAGCUGCCUCGCUCGCUAAAACUUUUAUGAACAAGAAGCACCUGGGCAGGAUGCAUGUAUGGCCCUGCAAUGAUCACAUCCUGUGAUUCUGCAAGGCCUUUCUUCAGACACCCCACACCGGGUCCCUCCAACUGGGUCCCUCUCAUUGUCAUCAGAGCCUAGGGAACCACAGGUCUCUGUUCCCACAGAUGAGGAAACUGGACUGGAGCAGAGAGGGUGAGGCCCCAAACAAGGAGUGGGGUGGCCUUGGAGCAGCUGAGGGGAAGCAGGCAAAGAACUUGCCUCCAUUUUCCUCACAUGACUCUUUCUGCAGGCUUGUAAAACCACAAUGUUCAUCAGGAAUCACCAACCCCAAAGUGUCCACUGAGAGCAAGCGUUGCCUAGGCUUCUGUUGAAGUAUUAUCUCUGUUUUUAGAAGAAGAAAAUUACGACAUAUAGAGGAAAAUAGAACAUGAGGAUGCCAUGUUCAGCAGAGCAAGCUGGACCCUGAGGACAAACAUGGCAGACACUCAUUGGUCUAAGUAGCCACAUUCACACAGACGGGAACGUGAAGGAAGAGAGAUGGGAAGACAGGCAGAGAGGGGAUGGCAAGAAGGGACAGAGGGUUUGAGCUGGAGAAAGCCUUGGCUAUCCUGGGGUUGAUUUGCAUUGUCAAGGGUGUUCUCAGGUUGCUAGCAGCAAGCACUUUACCUAUUGAACCAUCUCCCCAAAACCCUCAUGAGCUGGCCUUUAUGGUGUGGGGCCUGGCAGAAGUAGAUCACUAGGAGCAAACUUGUAGAGAUCCCAGCCAUGUUCUCUACUUUUAUCUACUACCAUGUGAGCAGCCCUGGGCCACAAAGCUGCUGUCAUUGCUUUUCCCCUCUAUGACAGGUUGUCUGGCCCCUCCCCACCAGGAUGGGCUGUCUGCCCCUCUCCUCUAUGAUGGGCUAUCUGGCCCCUCCCCACUAUGAUGGGCCAUCUGCUCUCCCCACUAUGAUAGACAGUUUGCCUCUCUCCACUAAGAUGAGCCAUCCACCUCUCUCCACUACGUUCCUGCCAUGAUAACCUCUUAUCCCAACACCACCCUGGCCACUCAGGGUCAAAGGAAGGAGAUGAGCUGCACAGCACACGGGGAGAAGCCCAUCAUUGUCCGCUGGGAGAAAGAGGACAGGAUCAUUAACCCUGAAAUGGCCCGUUACCUGGUGUCCACCAAGGAGGUGGGAGAGGAAGUGAUUUCUACUCUGCAGAUUUUGCCAACAGUGAGAGAAGAUUCCGGCUUCUUCUCCUGCCAUGCUAUCAAUUCAUAUGGGGAGGACCGCGGAAUAAUUCAGCUCACGGUGCAAGAACCCCCAGACCCCCCCGAGAUUGAGAUCAAAGAUGUCAAAGCCCGCACAAUCACGCUCAGGUGGACCAUGGGGUUUGAUGGCAACAGCCCCAUCACAGGCUACGACAUUGAGUGCAAAAAUAAAUCAGACUCCUGGGAUUCUGCUCAAAGAACCAAAGAUGUUUCCCCUCAGCUGAACUCGGCCACCAUCAUUGAUAUCCACCCUUCCUCCACCUACAGCAUCCGCAUGUACGCCAAGAACCGGAUUGGCAAGAGUGAGCCCAGCAACGAGAUCACCAUCACGGCAGAUGAGGCAGCUCCUGAUGGUCCACCUCAGGAAGUGCACCUGGAACCCACCUCAUCUCAGAGUAUCAGGGUUACCUGGAAGGCUCCCAAGAAACAUUUACAAAAUGGGAUCAUACGUGGCUACCAGAUAGGCUACCGGGAGUACAGCACCGGGGGCAACUUCCAGUUCAACAUCAUCAGUAUCGACACCACCGGGGACAGCGAAGUGUACACCCUGGACAACCUGAAUAAGUUCACCCAGUAUGGCCUAGUAGUACAGGCCUGCAACCGGGCCGGCACGGGACCUUCUUCUCAGGAGAUAAUCACUACCACCCUGGAGGACGUACCCAGCUACCCUCCCGAAAAUGUCCAAGCCAUAGCAACCUCACCAGAAAGCAUAUCAAUCUCCUGGUCCACGCUGUCCAAGGAGGCCUUGAAUGGGAUUCUCCAGGGGUUCAGGGUCAUCUACUGGGCCAACCUCAUAGACGGAGAGCUGGGCGAGAUUAAGAACGUCACCACCACGCAGCCUUCCUUGGAGUUGGAUGGACUAGAGAAAUACACCAACUACAGUAUCCAGGUGCUGGCCUUCACCCGUGCAGGGGACGGCGUCCGGAGUGAGCAGAUCUUUACCCGUACCAAGGAGGAUGUUCCAGGUCCUCCUGCUGGUGUCAAGGCAGCAGCAGCCUCGGCCUCCAUGGUCUUUGUGUCCUGGCUGCCCCCGCUCAAGCUGAAUGGCAUCAUUCGGAAGUACACGGUGUUCUGCUCCCACCCCUACCCCACAGUCAUCAGCGAGUUUGAAGCCUCCCCUGACUCAUUUUCCUACAGAAUUCCUAACCUGAGUCGGAAUCGACAGUAUAGCGUCUGGGUGGUGGCAGUGACUUCCGCCGGAAGAGGCAACAGCAGUGAGAUCAUCACCGUGGAGCCUCUGGCUAAAGCUCCUGCACGGAUCCUCACGUUCAGUGGGACAGUGACUACUCCGUGGAUGAAGGACAUCGUCUUGCCGUGUAAAGCUGUUGGAGACCCAUCACCUGCCGUAAAAUGGAUGAAGGAUAGUAACGGGACGCCCAGCCUGGUGACGAUUGAUGGCCGCAGAAGCAUCUUCAGCAAUGGGAGUUUCGUUAUUCGCACGGUGAAGGCCGAGGACUCUGGCUACUACAGCUGUGUUGCCAAUAACAACUGGGGAUCAGAUGAGAUCAUAUUAAAUUUGCAAGUACAAGUUCCACCAGAUCAGCCUCGGCUCACCGUAUCCAAGACGACAUCCUCCUCCAUCACCCUUUCCUGGCUUCCUGGAGACAAUGGGGGCAGCUCCAUCAGAGGCUACAUCCUGCAAUAUUCCGAGGACAACAGUGAGCAGUGGGGGAGCUUUCCCAUCAGCCCCAGCGAGCGUUCCUACCGCUUGGAAAACCUAAAGUGUGGGACAUGGUAUAAGUUCACCCUUACUGCCCAAAAUGGAGUGGGACCCGGACGCAUAAGUGAAAUCAUAGAAGCCAAAACUCUGGGGAAAGAACCCCAGUUCUCCAAGGAGCAGGAGCUCUUCGCCAGCAUCAAUACCACCCGAGUGAGGCUGAAUCUGAUUGGCUGGAACGACGGCGGCUGUCCAAUCACCUCAUUCACUCUUGAGUACAGACCCUUCGGGACCACGGUCUGGACCACAGCUCAGCGGACCUCCCUUUCCAAGUCUUACAUUCUGUAUGACCUCCAAGAAGCCACAUGGUAUGAACUGCAGAUGCGAGUGUGCAACAGCGCCGGCUGCGCAGAGAAGCAAGCCAACUUUGCCACGCUGAACUACGAUGGCAGUACAAUCCCUCCACUCAUUAAGUCAGUUGUCCAAAGCGAAGAAGGGCUGACAACCAACGAAGGGCUCAAGAUCCUCGUGACCAUCUCCUGCAUCCUGGUCGGGGUUCUGCUGCUCUUUGUGCUUCUGCUGGUGGUGCGAAGGAGACGGAGGGAGCAGAGGCUGAAGAGGCUGAGAGAUGCAAAGAGUUUAGCUGAGAUGCUCAUGAGCAAGAACACACGGACUUCAGAUACCUUGAGCAAACAGCAACAGACUCUGAGGAUGCACAUUGAUAUACCCAGGGCUCAGCUUUUGAUUGAAGAGAGAGACACAAUGGAGACCAUAGAUGACCGCUCCACAGUCCUGUUAACGGAUGCUGACUUUGGGGAGGCAGCCAAACAGAAGUCACUGACGGUGACUCACACGGUGCAUUACCAAUCGGUGUCUCAGGCCACCGGGCCCCUAGUGGAUGUCUCCGAUGCUCGGCCAGGAACGAAUCCCACCACCAGGAGGAAUGCAAAGGCUGGACCCACAGCAAGAAACCGGUACGCCAGCCAGUGGACCCUCAACAGACCCCACCCCACCAUCUCAGCACACACUCUCACCACAGACUGGAGACUGCCUACCCCCAGGGCUACAGGCUCCGUGGACAAGGAAAGUGACAGCUACAGCGUCAGCCCAUCACAAGACACAGACAGAGCAAGGAGCAGCAUGGUCUCCACAGAAAGUGCCUCCUCUACCUACGAAGAACUGGCCAGGGCCUACGAGCACGCCAAGAUGGAGGAGCAGCUGAGGCACGCCAAGUUCACCAUCACAGAGUGCUUCAUAUCCGACACGUCCUCCGAGCAGCUGACGGCAGGGACAAACGAGUACACGGACAGUCUGACCUCCAGUACCCCUUCAGAAUCGGGGAUCUGCAGAUUCACUGCGUCUCCCCCCAAACCUCAGGAUGGAGGUCGUGUGGUGAACAUGGCGGUUCCAAAGGCCCAUCGGCCAGUUCUAGAGACCAGAAGUUCAAAGUCAAGACACCAGCUGACACAUGUUCCUCUGAGGGCUCUAGGCGACCUCAUACACCUGCCUCCAUACCUGCGAAUGGACUUCUUGUUAAACCGGGGCGCACCAGGCACCAGCAGGGACCUGAGCUUAGGACAAGCGUGCUUGGAACCCCAGAAAAGUCGGACCCUGAAGCGCCCCACGGUCCUUGAGCCCACCCCUAUGGAGGCUUCCUCCUCCACCUCUUCCACGAGAGAAGGACAGCAGUCGUGGCAACAAGGGGCCGUGGCCACCUUACCUCAGCGAGAGGGUGCAGAGCUGGGACAGGCAGCUAAAAUGAGCAGCUCCCAAGAGUCGCUGCUGGACUCUCGGGGCCACUUGAAAGGAAACAAUCCCUACGCAAAAUCCUACACCUUGGUAUAACACAUGGCGCGGCUGGACAGCGGUUGUAAAUACAAUUUAAACGAUCCAAUCAAAGCUACCUUUUUUUUACGGAAUUCCAAUAUUUAUAAUUAAAGAAAAUUGCCAAAAUAUAUUAAAAAAAAAAAAGAAAGAAAAUACUGAAACCACAGACAGCGCAAAGACUACUCUGCUUUUUUUCCGUCUGAGUGUGGGCUCCAUCUGCCUGGGCAUCUGAGUUUUGGGGAAAGAAGUCCAGUUUUAUGAUUUUCACAGGCUAUAGCAUUUUUACCGAUUUUCUACAAAGUGCAUGGGGACUCAUUAAACCUUCUGAACAGAAGAAGUUCUAGCACACAAGAGUCAAAAAAGGAAAUGGGGGGAACUAGCCUAUUUGUGAAUCGAGGAGGGACGUUGACGUGGGGGCAGGGGACAGCUUCCGUCACCUCGCACACCUUUCCUUCCCACUAGGGACCUGGCCCUCGGUUUGAUUUUUCUGUUGUUAAUUAGGAUGAGUGCUGUCAGUGAGGGGGUGGGGGUGGGAACCCAUUCAGUUUUCUUUUCUGUUUAUCUUUUAAUUUGACGAGACACUCUUUGCAUUUUGUCUAAGCGAAAUAAAAGAGAAAAGGUGGUCUGCCUUUAUUUGCAUGUCUGCUGAAACCUCCUAUCCAUUGCUCGGGCCUCCUUCCUGCUCAUACUGGUGUCUGUGAACAAAAUGGCUGGACCUGGUGCCCAAUCUAGGAAAAAAGAUGCUAAGUUCUGAAGAGCUCAGGUGCCGCUGGGAAGAGACAAGAAGAUACAACAUGAACUCCAUGGACGGAAACCAAACCAAAGGCAGCCUGGUCUCUGUCCAGUGUUCUAAGCCCUUCACAGGACUCGGGUCCUUGUCAGCUGCAGGACCCGCUCUAACUCGUUAGGGUCAGCAGACCGUUUCCAAAUCCAGCGCACUGAUCUUUGUCAAUAAAGUUUUAUUGGAAGAAGUCCAAAGGCCCUACGCUCCAUGUGCAUUAUCUGUGGUUGCUUUCAUGCUGUGAUGUCAAGUUGAGUGACAGUGUGUCACGCAAAGCCAGUAUUCUCUGGCUCUCCGCAGGAGAUGCUUGCACAACCCUGAAGUUGCUUUAGUCCUGACUUGUCUGAGAAAGGAAUGGAUGCUGUGUCCCACCUUCCCUGCCCUGCCCUGCCUCCACUGUGACCGACAGAUUCACAGCAGACUAUCUUCAGAUGUGGUGCCUCCGAUCCUCUCCUUGGCACCCAGAGAAAAAUCUGGGUCUGUAUAUACCCAGUCUGUGUACAAGGGUGUUCCUCCAAAUCCCAGGUUUUUAUUUUCCUUUCUCUGUGUCUAAAUGCACUGUCAUGGGGCUCACUCAAACAUAGAGCCUACCAACAAACAGGAGGUACCAUGUUCUACAUCCCUUGGCUCUUCCACAGUGUGCCUUAGAAAUAACCUGCCAUCCUCUAAGGCAGAAAAACCCCAUUCCAGACACCUUCCCUAAGAGGGAAGGAGAACCAGGCCUGUUGCUUUAGUUUUGGCACUGACUGGAAAAAAACUGAGCCCACUUCCAUAGCUCUCCGCUUCUGAUUAACGACACACACAAGUACCUCUUAAGACCUUCCCUACGUGUCCCCAUGAAGGCCACCAGCCAGAACCCUGGUGUAGUCAUUACUAUCUAGAACUCACUUACAGCACUCCAUCCCCCACUUCCUGCCUCUCUUUUUCAUCCUUCCCUCCUCCUAUCGUCCAGACAGACUUUAUACCUCGUGAGCUUCAGAUGCACAGAGCACAGGAAGGGCCAGUACAAGACUGCGUCACAGCCUCGAAACGGCUCUGACCUUAGGGUUAUGUGACAGUGAGGUGUGUGUUGCCUGCCAUGGUUUCAGAGCACAGUUUAUUCUUGACGUCCUCAUGGAUGCAGAAGGAUCAAGUUGCAACUUUCUAGAGACAGAAAAACCGUAGCAUUCACGGGUCUGAAAGUUGUAGAGCUCCCACACUUGGAAGUUUAUUCUUUUUCAGUUUUUUUUUUCUCCCAAGAUGUACAAAACAAUAAAAGAUUUGAUGUGUUUGCCUCUGCAAUGGAUUGCUUGCAAGGUUUCUGCCUUAAAAAUGCCCAUUAAAGUGAGUUCCACAUGCAAGCACUGUAUCAACCCACCCCCACCCCAACCCCCCGCGCCUCAAGUAGGGUCUGACACUGUCUAAAAAGGGAUUGUAGAGCUGUGAAUUAAAAGACCAUCACUACAACAAUAUCAGUGAGUUUUCCUCUGUACCCUCCUGUCUCUAUUCUGGUUUGUUCGGGGGAGGUGAAUGGAUUAUCUGUGUCCCCACAUAGGACUGAGAAAAGAAAAGUACAGUUCCAUCCUGGAAAGUUUUACUUUCCUUUUCUAAAGAGUUCGUCCCAGGGAUUACUCCAGUUCUCAGACCAACAAAAUUUCUCUUAGAUUGACUCAGAUUACUUCUUUAGCUGCUGCCUAACAGUUUGGGGGUAAAUAGGGAAGAAUUAGUGGCUCCGUAGGACUGGGUAUUCUUUAAUCCAUCCAAAUAGCCCCUCUAUAACAUAAGCAAGUAGAGGUACUUAUGAACCUCAUGGUGUUCUCUACCUCUGCAGUCUCCAGAUCCUGGGGCUUAGCACCCAUGUCUACCUGAUGCUUUUCUUAUAGUCAUGUCCACGCAAGGCUAAGAAAAGAGGAUGGAAGAUCUGAACAGUGAAAUAGCACGAUGCUGGUCCCACGCAAGGCCGGCAAACUCUGAGGCCACCCUCUUAGAUUGCUGAGAAGGCUCUUGAAACAAGCAAACGACUUCUCUCUUAAGGUCUUUCUGACCUGGUGCUAUGAUAUAUGAGCAACUGGAUUCCAUUUUAAAACAACCAGGACAGCAUCCUGGGAUGGAGAAGCCAGGCACUAGUUUGCCAUACUCUAGUUUUAGAAAGGUCUAAAGGAAUUGAACAGUGGGCCAAAACCGGAAAAUCUUAGUUUAACUUUCUAAAGAAUAUGAUCCAGAGGUGAUUGUGGCUCUUAGAUAAACACACUAAUACUCAGGGCUCCAGGGACUACACAGCUCCUCUUCUCGAUUAUUGGUCCAAAGUGACCAGCAAAGCAUGAGGCAAAUGAAAUGGAGGGAAAGGUUUCCCCUAUUUUUCUCAUAAAUCAAGUAGUUGCCGCAUUUAACAAGGGCUUAAAUCAAGAAGGAAUACAAAAGACUAUUUUUGUCAAAAUGCUGAAGGAGAAGCCACGAGAUGAUCAAGAUGGUAGCUAUAGAUAUAGGACCCUACUGACUGAAAGCAGGGUGGGUCACAGCUGAUAGGAUCAUCCCAGGUUCAUCAAGCAGGAGCUGGGAUUAUGUGCUAGAAGGCAUACCUCAGUACCCUGUCCCAUGGGCACCCAACAGUCAGGAAUGUCUUCCCAGUAGGGGCUUUGGGUAACACUUAUUGUUCAAUGAAGUUUGCAUAGAAAGUGACCUUGAAAGACAGGGUCAAGUGUGUCCUUGAUUAGUGAGGGUGGGUUUUCCUGUAAAUAAUGAAAACAACUUCUCCCUCUGAGACCAAGCCCUGGCAGGGUCUCCAGAUGCCCCAUUCAGACUUAGCACUGCCUAGAUAGUAGACAAAGUCUGAGUUCAUCCCUUCACUGGUCUCCGAGAUCCAGGAGGUCAGGGAGCAUCCCCUACUUUCCAAAUUCAGUCCCAGCUUACCUUCUCCACUGGACCCCUGGUGGCCCCAUGUCACACCACAGUGUCCCAGUAUCCCCGUCUACACAUGCUUGUUAUAUCUUCUGACUCACUGUGCAAUCUGUUACCUAAGAUGUUAUCAGUUCUCCUGCCUAAGCAUAUAUGCUCCAUUAGGAGAAAGAUUUGUCUUCAUUGCUUUUGUCCUCACUUUCUAGAAGGGAGUGUAGCAAGCACCCUAAAUCCAGAGAGGCUCAGCUAUAACAUGAGCUCUCUGUCCACAGAGCAUCACACAGACUGCUUGGCAAACUGGCAGCCCCAGCUCCUGCACCGUGCACCCUGUAGAGACAAGAUGCAGCUCAGACCUACAAGGGACCUAUCCAUAAGUGUUUUGACUUUGGAGAAAUUGUUAGUCAGUUUUGUUGUUGUUGUUGCCUUGGUUGUUCCCUCUCUCUUUUCGAACUCUAACUUCCAGUCAGAGCAAAUUCUAAAACUUGGGGAAAGCGACUUUGAGCACCUGGCAGGGCGCUUGCUUCAUCUCCCCAAGCAAAGCCUGCGAGCCUUUGUAUCCUGGAGACUUCAAACAAACUGUAAGAAAGAUGUGUUUUUCAGUCCUAGCUCUGUGUCCCUUGAGAGGAUAGGAUUCUGUCUCAAGGAGACAGCCCUUUUGUGGAGGAAAACUUGUGUAUGGGGCACACAAUUAUGUGUGCAUCAGUGGCUGGGCAGUGCUUAGGAGGGUCACUGGGCACAGCAGGGCCUGGAUCCAUUUGGUACCACAGAAUCAAGACAGAGUCUCUAAGCACAGUAUGUAAAGAAACUGGGUUGUACUUCCAGAAUUGAAUUAUGCCGAGGGUCCCCUAGUGCUAACCUCUGUAAGAGGACCCACUCCUAAAUACAAAAUUAAACAAGUCUUCUGAAGUAACACUUCUUGGGUGGAAUAACAAUGGCUCUACAUUGCGACCCAGGAUUCAAUGCCAGGCAGAUGGAAGUCUGGCCUUACCUUACCUUGAGAAGGUCUAGUUCAUACAGCCACCAACAAACUCAAUCCAACCAAGCAGGUAUGCAUGCCUUCCACCACCACAGCCCUCCAACUAUCCUCCAUGUUGAGAUGUCAGUGUGUUAAGCCAGCACUGACUGGACAUGGGAUAGGACAGCAUCCCUUUCUGCUGGAACUAACCCCUCCAGUUGGUUCUCUGUGAGGCUCUUCCAUGUCUCUUGGAUUAGAGCACAGCACUUCACAUGUGUAACAAGAGCUGACACUCAACGUCAAGGUGCUGAUAUUCUCAGUGAGAAGACACAGAGCUAUGCUGUGAACUGAGAAUCACGACAGCGCUUCCGUAAAGGCUUCUCAGAGCAUUAGAUUAGGGAACUUCACCACUGCUAUGUCGCUCACUGUCCAUGCUCAUCAGAGACCUUUCUGGAGCUUUGUCUCUGCUUGCCUGCCUCUCGUGCCCACUCUUCAGAACACGGCGGUUGCAUGGAGACUUUGAGCUUUCACAAGGUCCACCACAUCACAGUAAAAGAGACCUGGUACACUUCUGGAUACCCGGCUUUGACACCAACACCAACUCUUCCAGAAGCUCAUCAUGGGAUCUCAAGCAAAGUCAACCACUGGCUGUGGACACCUGUGCACAGGUGGCUAGACCAGAUCUUCAAAUUCUGCUGACUCCCAGGGCAUUGGAUCUCCUCAGUAUCUAUCUCCCACAGCGGAUAUGUGAAAGUCGUCACAGGGGCAAUACUACUCCUCAUUUGUUCUGUUUUUCUGUGGUUUGGAGUUCUUUUUUGUACUCCUUCUUACACUCUUCACAAGCAGCAGUACAAGCAGGCAAAUGCUUUUAGGGUUCAUUGUGAAAUGAGGAUGGGGUGCAGGAGAAUUGUGGGAUGUAAAAUGGUAGUCUAAAUGUCCAUGAGCCUGGUGUAGAAAGCAGAUUUUAAUCUUUUUAAUAAACUUGUAAACUCA